Molecule: messenger RNA, 546 nt
Organism: Diabrotica balteata
Lineage: Eukaryota; Metazoa; Arthropoda; Insecta; Coleoptera; Chrysomelidae
Source: the annotation of a GenBank genome assembly
AAAAUAAGUAAAUAAACAACAUUUAUCUAUCCAAUUGUUAUAUGAAAUGGAAGAUGAUUGGGAUAUUGAAUGUUCAGAUGAUGAGCUUAAGGAUUGCAAAGGUCCAUGGGAACCCAAACCUGAAGAAAUAGAUCGGUUAUACACUUUAUUGGACAAUGGAGAAAUACAAGAAUUAUUCUGGAAAUGUCCUGGAUAUCGUUCCCCUUCUCCAGAAUUUACGGAAGAACCGGAUCAAGAAGACGAAAGUAAAGAGUCUGAAGAACCAACUGAUUUUGAUUUUAUGGAUGAAGUGUCAUCACCUAAAUUAAAAAUACGGAAUAAGGGAGAGGAAACACUUAAAGGAAGCGCCAAAAAGAAAACAACUUCUCUGGAUAGUGUUUUAAAUAAUAUGAGGAGACAUAAUUUAUUGCCAAAUAAAAAUAAAUCAUAAGAAUUUUGCACUUUUAAUACAAUAAUAUAGUUGAUAUUUGUCAGUUAUUUAAGGUAUAUUUCCAAUUAUUUAUUCUUAAUCAAAUCACAUUAUAUUUAUUAUUAUAGUAUAUUAAC